Messenger RNA from Venturia canescens, 763 nucleotides. RefSeq lists its product as uncharacterized. The coding region runs from base 167 to 664 and encodes 165 amino acids. The transcript has 3 exons. Gene Ontology annotation, biological process: mitochondrial transcription; transcription elongation by mitochondrial RNA polymerase. NCBI's taxonomy places the organism in Eukaryota, Metazoa, Arthropoda, Insecta, Hymenoptera, Ichneumonidae. Gene Ontology annotation, cellular component: mitochondrial nucleoid. Gene Ontology annotation, molecular function: DNA polymerase processivity factor activity. The record is from RefSeq and is a predicted model, not a curated record.
CAAACGGGUACAGGAAUAUGGGUUUGCGAUAAUGUAGUGAGUUGGGCUCGUUUAGACACAAACGGCAAUUUGCUGGAAUGGCAGAGUGAGAUCAUGAACGAAGUGAGCACAAAAAAUGGCGUCAUAACGACUGUUGAUUCGGUAGGUAGUGAGAACCGUUUCCAGAAUGGGAUUUUCGGACGCGUACGUUAUGGAAAGCGAUCAAGUCAUACCGUAUUCCAGAAUUAAUACAAGGAUCUACUAUCAAAAUUUGCAACGACAACAAAUAAAUGCGAGCAUCGUGAGCAUUUUGGGGACAAGGCAGUGUCAAACCGAUAAUGGCACGAGCAAAGCCUUCUCGCAAAUAAAUAAUAUUUAUAUGAUGCGUCCUCAUACGCCGGCCCGUCUGUUCAACUUGCUAGUCGGUACGGAGCCUGUAUCGGCCGGGAGUGUCGUACAAAAUUUGAUAAAGGUCAAACGAGGAUGGAGAGUAGAACCGGAAGGGAACCAAAUAACCGACUCCAUCAAAGUUCAUCCGGAUUUAGAAAUGUAUUACAAAUCCCAAGACAGUUUUCAACGUGAACAGAUGUGUUGGGCUCUGUUACUAAUCGUCGUAUUUGUUAAUCUUUCUAUAAGACGGAACAGCGCUAUCCUGAGCAAGGCCGUUAAGGACAGCCCACCAUGAAUAAUUUUAAAAACCGACAGCUCUUGCAUGUAUGCUCAUGAUAAUUUUAUUCUCGAUGAGGGACGAGGGCAGAGAAAUAAAAUGAAAUUCACAAACAAA